AUGUCCGGCCCUUACGAUCAGUACAACCAAGGCUACCAGCAAUACCCGCCUCAAGGCCAAUACCCUCCCCAACAACAAGGAUGGGAACAGGGCGGCUACCAGCAGCAGGGCUACCCACCUCAGCAACAAGGCCAGGGCUACUACGACCAGCAACAGCAGGGCUACCAACAGCAGGGCUAUAACCAGCAGUACGGUGCCCCGGCUCACGGUGGAUUCCAGCAUGGACAACAAGUAGCGCCGUAUGACCAGCAACAGCAGGGAUACGGUCAGCAACAGCAGUACCCUUCACAAGGCCAAUACCCUGGCCAGGCCCCAGCGCAGCAGUUCCCGCAACAAGGCGCAUACGCUCAAGACCAGUACCCGCAAGGCCAGAAUGCUUACGGCCAGCCGCAACAAGGACAAUACGGCGCCACAGACCCCAACAUGCAAGCUGAAGGCGACCGGGGCCUUAUGGGUGCUCUAGGUGGCGGUGCAGCUGGUUACUUCGGCGGUAACAAGCUGGGCGGCCACGGCAUUAUUGGAGCCAUAGCAGGCUCGAUCCUCGGCAGCAAGCUCGAGGACAAGCACAAGAAGCCCAAGCACAGCAACAAUGGAUGGUAA
Molecule: messenger RNA, 600 nt
Organism: Alternaria burnsii
Lineage: Eukaryota; Fungi; Ascomycota; Dothideomycetes; Pleosporales; Pleosporaceae
Exons: 2
Coding region: 1-600 (199 amino acids)
Source: RefSeq, a predicted model, not a curated record